ACCAUGCAGAUCUUCGUGAAGACCUUGACGGGCAAGACCAUCACCCUGGAGGUAGAGCCCAGUGACACCAUCGAGAAUGUCAAAGGGAAGAUCCAGGAAAAAGAGGGCAUCCCCCCUGACCAGCAGAGGUUGAUCUUUGCCGGGAAACAGCUGGAAGAUGGGCGCACCCUGUCUGACUACAACAUCCAGAAGGAGUCCACUCUGCACCUGGUCCUCCGCCUCAGGGGGGGCAUGCAGAUCUUCGUGAAGACCUUGACGGGCAAGACCAUCACCCUGGAGGUGGAGCCCAGUGACACCAUCGAGAAUGUCAAGGCGAAGAUCCAGGACAAAGAGGGCAUCCCCCCUGACCAGCAGAGGUUGAUCUUUGCCGGGAAACAGCUGGAAGAUGGGCGCACCCUGUCUGACUACAACAUCCAGAAGGAGUCCACUCUGCACCUGGUCCUCCGCCUCAGAGGGGGCAUGCAGAUCUUCGUGAAGACCUUGACGGGCAAGACCAUCACCCUGGAGGUGGAGCCCAGUGACACCAUCGAGAAUGUCAAGGCGAAGAUCCAGGACAAAGAGGGCAUCCCCCCUGACCAGCAGAGGUUGAUCUUUGCUGGGAAACAGCUGGAAGAUGGGCGCACCCUGUCUGACUACAACAUCCAGAAGGAGUCCACUCUGCACCUGGUCCUCCGCCUCAGGGGGGGCAUGCAGAUCUUCGUGAAGACCUUGACGGGCAAGACCAUCACCCUGGAGGUGGAGCCCAGUGACACCAUCGAGAAUGUCAAGGCGAAGAUCCAGGACAAAGAGGGCAUCCCCCCUGACCAGCAGAGGUUGAUCUUUGCCGGGAAACAGCUGGAAGAUGGGCGCACCCUGUCUGACUACAACAUCCAGAAGGAGUCCACUCUGCACCUGGUCCUCCGCCUCAGGGGGGGCAUGCAGAUCUUCGUGAAGACCUUGACGGGCAAGACCAUCACCCUGGAGGUGGAGCCCAGUGACACCAUCGAGAAUGUCAAGGCGAAGAUCCAGGACAAAGAGGGCAUCCCCCCUGACCAGCAGAGGUUGAUCUUUGCCGGGAAACAGCUGGAAGAUGGGCGCACCCUGUCUGACUACAACAUCCAGAAGGAGUCCACUCUGCACCUGGUCCUCCGCCUCAGGGGGGGCAUGCAGAUCUUCGUGAAGACCUUGACGGGCAAGACCAUCACCCUGGAGGUGGAGCCCAGUGACACCAUCGAGAAUGUCAAGGCGAAGAUCCAGGACAAAGAGGGCAUCCCCCCUGACCAGCAGAGGUUGAUCUUUGCCGGGAAACAGCUGGAAGAUGGGCGCACCCUGUCUGACUACAACAUCCAGAAGGAGUCCACUCUGCACCUGGUCCUCCGCCUCAGGGGGGGCAUGCAGAUCUUCGUGAAGACCUUGACGGGCAAGACCAUCACCCUGGAGGUGGAGCCCAGUGACACCAUCGAGAAUGUCAAGGCGAAGAUCCAGGACAAAGAGGGCAUCCCCCCUGACCAGCAGAGGUUGAUCUUUGCCGGGAAACAGCUGGAAGAUGGGCGCACCCUGUCUGACUACAACAUCCAGAAGGAGUCCACUCUGCACCUGGUCCUCCGCCUCAGGGGGGGCAUGCAGAUCUUCGUGAAGACCUUGACGGGCAAGACCAUCACCCUGGAGGUGGAGCCCAGUGACACCAUCGAGAAUGUCAAGGCGAAGAUCCAGGACAAAGAGGGCAUCCCCCCUGACCAGCAGAGGUUGAUCUUUGCCGGGAAACAGCUGGAAGAUGGGCGCACCCUGUCUGACUACAACAUCCAGAAGGAGUCCACUCUGCACCUGGUCCUCCGCCUCAGGGGGGGCAUGCAGAUCUUCGUGAAGACCUUGACGGGCAAGACCAUCACCCUGGAGGUGGAGCCCAGUGACACCAUCGAGAAUGUCAAGGCGAAGAUCCAGGACAAAGAGGGCAUCCCCCCUGACCAGCAGAGGUUGAUCUUUGCCGGGAAACAGCUGGAAGAUGGGCGCACCCUGUCUGACUACAACAUCCAGAAGGAAUCCACUCUGCACCUGGUCCUCCGCCUCAGAGGGGGCAUGCAGAUCUUCGUGAAGACCUUGACGGGCAAGACCAUCACCCUGGAGGUGGAGCCCAGUGACACCAUCGAGAAUGUCAAGGCGAAGAUCCAGGACAAAGAGGGCAUCCCCCCUGACCAGCAGAGGUUGAUCUUUGCAGGAGUCCACUCUGCACCUGGUCCUCCGCCUCAGAGGGGGCAUGCAGAUCUUCGUGAAGACCUUGACGGGCAAGACCAUCACCCUGGAGGUGGAGCCCAGUGACACCAUCGAGAAUGUCAAGGCGAAGAUCCAGGACAAAGAGGGCAUCCCCCCUGACCAGCAGAGGUUGAUCUUUGCCGGGAAACAGCUGGAAGAUGGGCGCACCCUGUCUGACUA
Molecule: messenger RNA, 2409 nt
Organism: Felis catus (domestic cat)
Lineage: Eukaryota; Metazoa; Chordata; Mammalia; Carnivora; Felidae
Gene: UBC
Product: ubiquitin C
Exons: 2
Coding region: 4-2295 (763 amino acids)
Biological process (GO): protein ubiquitination; modification-dependent protein catabolic process
Cellular component (GO): cytoplasm; nucleus
Molecular function (GO): ubiquitin protein ligase binding; protein tag activity
Source: RefSeq, a predicted model, not a curated record